Elaeis guineensis (African oil palm) is the source of this 1102-nucleotide messenger RNA. Lineage: Eukaryota; Viridiplantae; Streptophyta; Magnoliopsida; Arecales; Arecaceae. The record is from RefSeq and is a predicted model, not a curated record.
GAGACGGCAUUUCCGCUGCCUUCUCUCUUUACCCCUUGUUCUCUCGUUCGCGACUCUCUCCCUCCCUCGCUCCCUCCCCCCACCCCCCGUGUUUCCAAACUGAGCCAGUUCCAUCCCUCUUCCAAGGCCCAGCCACCCUCGCUAGCGUCCAAACCUUCCACCCUCAACAAAAUAAUCCAUUCCAAUUUUAUAUCGUGCCGUUUAAAGCAACUUAUUUGACCAAAAUCAAGACCUCAGACUGAGGAGGGCCACAGAAUGAUUGCAGGGGAUGCAGAAAGUAAGCCUGGUGACAGUCAACAAGAGGUGGUCCAGCCAUCACCGGUUGUCACCGAUGACAUAAUGACCCGACGCCUGAAGAACAGGGAGCGGCAGCGAAGAUACAGAGCAAGGAAGCGCCUUGAAGCAGAUAUGAAGAAAUCAUGUUUGCUAGGCCAACAUGCAUUGGUGCCAAGUGAAGCACAAUCAAACAGAAUUUUUGUUAAUGUUAAUCCCUACCAAUUUGUACUGCCACUUGGGGUGCAGACAAAUGGAGUCACUAUCACAUAUGAAGCCCGUGUAUAUUCUGGUCGAAAAUGGAAACAGGAUGCAAGGGGAGCACAUUUAUUCCAGGACCUAAUGGAGCAACCAAAUGUGCCAAGCGUGCCUCCUCACUUGGGAAAGCCACCAUUAGAAGCUGGAUCCAAUCUUGUGUGUCAUGCAAAUCCAGCUGGUAAAAGACACUGGAAAGCAGAUGCAAGAAACAAGGUCGAUGUGGAUGUGGGAGCUGAGUAAUUCUCUCCAAAGCUCUUCGUUUCAAGUUACUGAAAGGUGUAGAAAGCACCAUGUAUCUGCUUCAAAGAAAACAUGGCAAAUAAAUGUAAAGUUUGAUUGUUGGGCAUCCUGUUCAGCGAUAUCCUUGACUGAAACCAGGAAUUGCCUCGUGGGAUACGUUUGCUAGGUGUUGUGCUUCAUGCUUUUUGCAUGGACUGUUUUUUGUGGUCUGUAAUUGAGUUUUGACCGCAAAAAGGGUGCUACCGAACAUCUUGAGGGUGUUGGACUUUGUAUUUCUAUGCAUGACAGGGAUCUCAAGUUCGUUGGUCUUGCAAUCAGACAGAACAAAUAA